Molecule: messenger RNA, 324 nt
Organism: Gongylonema pulchrum
Lineage: Eukaryota; Metazoa; Nematoda; Chromadorea; Rhabditida; Gongylonematidae
Source: the annotation of a GenBank genome assembly
AUGCAACUUUUAAUCGUUUUGAUCAGCUCUGUUUGCGGUACGUUUGCAUUCCGUCAGCAAAGCAUUGGUGUCAAAGGACAGUUAGUUUGUGGCUCAAAGCCACUCAGCGACGCAAGGAUCAAAGUGUGGAACAAAAAUAAGAUUGGCACAGACGAUCAAAUAAUAGAUGUACGAACGGAUGCUGGUGGCUAUUUCAAUGCUACAGGUGGCAUAGGAUCGUUUUUCGACAUGAACCCGCACUUGAAAAUUUACCACACCUGUAACCACGAACUGGGCUUUUUUGGAAUCAAAAAGGUUAAUCCCAAAAUUUUUUGCACAAAGUAA